Molecule: messenger RNA, 384 nt
Organism: Symbiodinium necroappetens
Lineage: Eukaryota; Dinophyceae; Suessiales; Symbiodiniaceae
Source: the annotation of a GenBank genome assembly
AUGCCGAUCUGGGCCGUCUUGUGCUACGCCAACACAUUCGUGGAGGUGCUGAUGGGGCUUGUUCUCUCCGCGAAGCCAGAGACCAUGAUCCUCGACCUGAAGACGGAGAACCGACCCAGUCCAGCCACACUUUCGGACAAGAAGUGGGGCUUCGCCUUAGGCAGUGCACUUUGUGCGAUCGGCGUCUCCACGUUCUUUGCACGUGACGCCACCUCGUGGGAAAGUCAAAAGGCUGUAUGUCUUUGCAAUGCAACCUUCCACAGCUUGGUGGUCGGUCAGAAGGCCAGGGCUGUCGUGGGCGGUGAAAAGCUGGACGUGCCGCCGACUGUAAUUCACCUUCCACUCGCCCUUUGCUUCAUCCUCUUCGCCUUUGGUCAGAUCUGA